CUUGAACGGAUAGUUGACGUUGUGCGAGAAGUGGCCGUAAAAUCCAUGCUAUUCGCGAAUUUUUUCCUUUUGUACCUGUUGGACAAUCCCAUGAACGAGUUACCGAUCAUUUUUUUCUCGCAACAAUUUUUUUAUGCAUGCCAACAGCUCGUCCUCGGAAAGCCAGUGACUAACACCAACUUACCUAUUUGCCCAAAUGACCCGCAUUUUUGAAGAACUUUCGACAACCAUUCCUUGCAUGAAAAUUUCUCCACGUUCUGCAAAUCAAAGCAUCAUAUACGCAAACGUACUUGCUUAUCAGGCACAACAGUCAGCGACAAUUUUUAUCAACUACAUUGUUGAGCCUUUUGCGAACAGGGCAAAACGUUAUUUUUUCGUCAAAAUCCGAAUGCUAUUACCGGAUCUCUGUGAGCGCCAAGCAUGGCGUUUUGCCGCAUACAUAUACAGUUGCAUCACCCCAAAUCCUACCGAUUGGCCUGAAGGUGUGGAUCAUACCGCCGACUUAGACGUCAUGGUUGGCGAGAUUCUCGAAAGCACAGAACUUCCCCUCUCCCUCAUGGUCACAGAAGAAAACCUCACGCGCAACCCUGGCCCGUUUUUCAAGUUCCUUCAUUUUGCGCUAUCAGUCAUCGAACUGUACAACGAUCAAAAAUUCUAUGCUGCUUGUGAACCACAGUCAGAAGCCACGCUUCGUUGGUUAUAUACCACCAUUUUCAAUACUUGUGAAGAACUUCAGCGCACCCGCAAAUCACGACGAAGGAAGUUCGCUUUAGCCAUUUGCAACUCGAUUAAUAAGAACGAAUCGCCGCGAUUACGCGAUCUUUCGGAGGCAACAAUGGCAGAGAUUCAAGUGUUCAUUUCUCAUACACGCACACUGAUCGCGACGAACAAUUUCUAUCCGCCUGUGGAGACAAUUCUCAAUACCAUCCGCUAACCCCUCUUGUCCCACGUUUGAGUUUCAUUCGACCACACGUGAUGAUAGACCACGCUGCAGGCAAUUUUGCGACGAUCUGACAACCGAGAGUUUUUGAUGAAAAUUGCACCAAACCAUCAUCACAACAAACAUGAUUUAAUGACGCUCCAAUUUGCACGAGUUUUCGAUUUGGCGAAAAUACGUUAUAGACCAACAGAUACCCAUAGAGCAUUUACCAACCAUCUUGCCACAGACGGCCAGGCAGCAUCUUUCAUUUUUGCAAAGGCAGUAUCAACUCACGAACGGCUACCCGAUCUAGACAUUAACGAUUUUGACGAAGAAGACUUGCAGGAUCGUUUUAAGUUGUGGGG
Radiomyces spectabilis is the source of this 1284-nucleotide messenger RNA. RefSeq lists its product as uncharacterized. The transcript is spliced from 2 exons. Lineage: Eukaryota; Fungi; Mucoromycota; Mucoromycetes; Mucorales; Radiomycetaceae. Bases 197 to 934 code for a protein of 245 amino acids. The record is from RefSeq and is a predicted model, not a curated record.